Molecule: messenger RNA, 2656 nt
Organism: Eubalaena glacialis (North Atlantic right whale)
Lineage: Eukaryota; Metazoa; Chordata; Mammalia; Artiodactyla; Balaenidae
Gene: CCDC12
Product: coiled-coil domain containing 12
Exons: 8
Coding region: 33-725 (230 amino acids)
Cellular component (GO): U2-type spliceosomal complex; post-mRNA release spliceosomal complex
Source: RefSeq, a predicted model, not a curated record
GCUGCGGGACAAGAGAAGAGUGGGGGCGGGGGAUGUCUGCGGGCAAGAUGGCGGCUACUGCGUCAGGUGUGGGCCGGUUAGAGGAAGAGGCGCUGCGGCGAAAGGAACGGCUGAAGGCCCUACGGGAGAAAACCGGGCGCAAGGACAAGGAAGAUGGGGAGCCAAAGACCAAGCAGCUCAGAGAAGGGGAGGAGGAAGGCGAGAAGCACAGGGAACUCAGGCUGCGGAACUAUGUCCCAGAGGAUGAGGACCUGAAGAGGAGAAGGGUGCCCCAGGCCAAGCCAAUCGCAGCUGGGGAUCCUGGGACUAAGAGAAGCACCCAUGCUUCCUGGCUAGAGGUCUGGGCUCCGUCUACUCUAGCUGGCUGCCUGCCGCCUGCUGGCCCUCCUUCAUCCCCGGAUUGCCUUCAUCCUGAGAAACCCAAGCCCUUCCUCCAGAGCUGCCUUUGCAGGAUCUCACCUCUAGUGGAAGAGAAGGUGAAGGAGCAGCUGGAGGCCGCCAAGCCAGAGCCCAUCAUUGAGGAAGUGGACCUGGCCAACCUCGCACCCCGGAAGCCUGAUUGGGACCUCAAGAGAGAUGUAGCCAAGAAGCUGGAGAAGCUAGAAAAGCGGACCCAGAGGGCCAUCGCCGAGCUGAUCCGUGAGAGGCUGAAGGGCCAGGAGGACAACCUGGCCUCUGCAGUGGCGGCCACCACCACCGAACAAGAGGCUGGUGACUCCGACUGAGGCAUGCCCUAUCCCCUCGCCGCCCACCUUUCAGGCCUGUCCUAUAGGAGGAUGGUCUUGGGCAAGGGUAGGGGCUGGGCUUGCCAUCACCUCCAGUUUGGCCUCAGAACAGUGACUCCCUGCCUAGCAGUCUGAACCCCACCCCUCCCCAUGCUGUGAGGUCGGCUCCUUGUCUCCUGAGUGGUCCCCACCGUGCCGAGUUGGGGCAGAGCCAGCAACAACUCUGUGGGCUUGCUGUAUCUCUACAUAUAUAUGUUAUUUUGAAUUUUUUUAAUGUCUGGAAAUAGAAACAAGCAGACCCCUGUGUAUGGCAGAAACCUCCUGAAUAUUUGGGAUACUCUGGGUUUGGGCCCCAAGACAGGGCAGCUGCAGAAGUGAUGUUUAAUAUGAGUAAGCCCUGUGUUGGGCUGAACAUGUUGAGGCUGGAGGGGUGGGGAAGGCCCAGGCCUGACCUUCUGGGUCCAGGUUCUGGUCCAGUCCUUGGUCAGCGGUGAUCAUCUCAAAAUCCUUGGGCGACAGAGAUAGGCCUUACAGUAGUUUGUGGGGCACCUUGGAGAGGCUCCCACUCUGGUCCUCUGUGGAUCCCCUCGCAGUGAGAAGGAAGCAACUGGGCCCAUGAAGGGGGUGAGCUGUGCCUUGGCAAAGCCUCGACUCUGGGCCACUACAGAUUCGGGGCCCCUGGCACUGCUCGUUCACAUUCCACCCACAGCCCCAGCAGCCCGUCUCCCCACUUCACCGGCCAGAGCUAGACACUGGCUUCCCUGGCACAGGGAUCCCGUAUGGGGGAGGGUGACCCAUUCUGCUAAAGACUGGGGUAUUGUAGCCUGGGUUUCGGGGGUGGUCUUGGACCCUGGGUCCCCAAGGUCCUGGCUUCAGGACCGUGAGCCUCCUCCAUGGAGCUGACUCUCCAGAAUGACUGGCUGGCCACAAGUCUGACUCCAGGUACCCGUGACCAUUUAGAGUUUCAUCUCCUCCAGGAUGAUCACACUCUUAAGUUUCCUUCAUGGUUUCCCCUUGAGCCUCCCGCCCCUGCCCUGAGUCAUCCCAGUGUGUUCCUCCCUCCAUGCCAGCUUCUAGGAACACAAUGGCCCAGCUCUGGUAGACGGUGCUGAGGACUCGGGCGGUAGAGGUGGGGGGAGUGUGUGCACACAGACUGUCACUCAUACAAUAAAGCAAAUGGUUUAACUUAAAAUUAUGCAACUCCUCUGAGAAGGUAAUUCUUGGGAAGGGAGCAGAAACUGGCAGCUAUGAGUAAGGGCUGAAGUGGUAGGUGGCUGGCUGCUGCGGUGAGCAAUGGGACAAGGCCAGGACUGAUUCCCACAAGGGACAGGGGUCAGACGUGCCCCACAGGUGUCAGGACUGGAGCCAGGCUCCCUCUGCAUAGCCGGGGUCUAGAGCUGGGCUUCCCUUCCUAGGAAUGAAGGGUGAAAAGAUGCCCCCACCUCCUGGGAUUGCAGUUGGAAGCAGGAUGUUUGUCUGUGGCAGUGUAGGACUCAGACGCCUGUGACUGGCAACUAGGCUCCCACUCAGCACCAGAGUAAGGAUAUCCCCACUGUAUGAGAGCCCAGAGAGUUAAUGAAAGGUUCGCUUCUGCAUUUACAACCCUGUGUGCCCUACGGAACAACGGCCCUGCAGGGAGAGAGAAAAGCAAAAACUAUCACCCAUGAGGGACACUCAAAAAUUAUAAAAUGCAUGAGAAAAUCCAGUGCUGUAAAGAAUGGCCAGCAGCCCAACAAGUGGGAGAAUUUCUACUUGAAGAAAGUAUAACGAUAACAUCCUAACAGGCUUUAAAAUGAGCAUUUGUUUUAUCACCAGUGAGAUCAAAGAGGGACUGACCCCCCUCCCACACACAACUCAAGAACAGGGAUUUGGUAUAAGAAACAACUGAUUAGAAAUCUUGGAAAUAAAGAAUGUUUAUUUUUUUAAAUUUA